This is a messenger RNA of Drosophila santomea, 499 nucleotides long. RefSeq lists its product as uncharacterized. Lineage: Eukaryota; Metazoa; Arthropoda; Insecta; Diptera; Drosophilidae. The coding region runs from base 49 to 387 and encodes 112 amino acids. The record is from RefSeq and is a predicted model, not a curated record. The transcript has 3 exons.
AGGUAACGGGCUGGCCAGCGCUCGGUUCAGUCUCGUCUCCGCCGCCCAAUGAUGCACAACCCAAGCGGAUCCAACUGGCUGCUGGCCGCCCUGCUGCUGGCGCUCCUGCUGCCGGAGGCACUGCUGCCCACCGCCGAUGCGGUCAGCGAACCCGUGUGCUCCUACCGCAACUCCGAGGAUGAGACCAUCUUCCUCAAGUACCUGCCGCUGCUGAGACGGGGACAGGACUACGUGGACUUUGGCAAGGAUGGCAAGUGCCUCAAGCGGGCCAUCUGCACGGAUACCUUCAAGACCAUCGUGGAGGACUGUGGUCAGCAGAAGAUCACUUGUGCCAACAAGGACCGCUUCACCGGAGUUUUCCCGGGCUGCUGCCUCAAGUGUCCCUAAAACCGAGCGAGUUUCAUCAAGAAAAGUGAAAAGUAAACAGUAAACGAUUAGACACUUCUGUGUGGAAUAUAUGCUAGCACUCAAAUAAAGGGUAUACAAUAACUAGUGAUAA